Mollisia scopiformis is the source of this 8112-nucleotide messenger RNA. RefSeq lists its product as uncharacterized. Gene Ontology annotation, molecular function: 3-oxoacyl-[acyl-carrier-protein] synthase activity; phosphopantetheine binding; fatty acid synthase activity. The record is from RefSeq and is a predicted model, not a curated record. The coding region runs from base 269 to 7984 and encodes 2571 amino acids. Gene Ontology annotation, biological process: fatty acid biosynthetic process; secondary metabolite biosynthetic process. NCBI's taxonomy places the organism in Eukaryota, Fungi, Ascomycota, Leotiomycetes, Helotiales, Mollisiaceae. The transcript has 20 exons.
CCUGACUGUCACACGAGUGAAUGACGGUCCUGAAUUCGGCUUCACUCAGAAGAAGAUUUGGCCAAACCCAUUGGUAUACUGCUGAAAGACGAAAUAUCACCUUAGAAUCAUCCGGUAAAUCCAGAGUCCCAGAGAGAGACUUUCCCGUUCCACACCUUCUAGGCAGAGCCGCUCUCCUGUCUCACUUCGUUUCGGACUUGUCCACAUACUAAAAAAGACUGUCCAACUGAACUGAUCCAGAUAUUCCUUGACCUUGAAGUCAUUCAACAUGGGAUCCACAACACCAACCCAGCUCCAUUCAGAACCUCCAGUAUCCGAAUGCGCCGAACCAAUUGCUAUUGUCGGCAUGGGAUGUCGUUGGCCUGGGGACUCGGAAUCACCUUCGGAACUUUGGUCGUUCCUUCAAGAGAAAAGGCACGCUUACAGCAAAUUUCCUUCUGACAGAUUGACUGUCGAGUCAUUCUACCAUCCCGACAGCAGUCGACCGGGCUCAUUCUAUACCGAAGGUGGCUGCUUCAUCAAGUCUCGAGUCCAGGAUUUUGACAAUGCAUUCUUCGGCAUUCACCCACGAGAGGUCGCAAGCCUUGAUCCUGCCCAACGGAAACUUCUUGAAGUCGUAUACGAAGCUUUUGAGUCUGCUGGUGUGUCCAUGGAAAGACUCGCUGGAUCAAAGACGGGUUGCUUUGUUGGCAAUUUUAAUUAUGAUCACCAGCUUAUGCAGUAUCGAGAUCCUGAGUACUCGCCGCCGUAUGCCGUGACUGGUGGAGGCAUAACCGUCCUCAGUAACCGCAUCAAUUACGUGUUUGAUCUUAAAGGACCAAGCAUGACUCUCGAUACAGCUUGCAGCAGUUCGAUGUAUGCUCUACAUAUGGCCUGCUCGGCAAUCGCCUCGGGUGACUGCGUUGGGGCAGUCGUUGGCGGGUCCAACCUGAUUCUGACUCCCGAGUGCCAGCUUUUCUCUUCCGUUCUUGGAGCAGUCUCUCCCACUUCAGUGUGCCAUACCUUUGAUGCCUCUGCUGAUGGCUACGCCCGUGCUGAUGGUAUUGGCGCUCUGUAUAUUAAGAAGUUGUCAGAAGCUGUGAAGGAUAGGGAUCCAAUCCGGGCAGUGAUCCGCGGAACAGCGGUAAAUGCGAACGGGAGGACAGGGGGUAUUACACAUCCCAGCCCCGAUGGUCAAGAGGCUGUGAUCAGGCGUGCCUAUGAACGUGCAGGUGGGCUAGAUCCCUCACUGACUGGAUAUUUCGAAUGUCAUGGAACCGGGACUGCUGUUGGUGACCCUCUUGAGGUUAAUGCCAUUGGGAGGAUCUUUGCGAACGGCCGGUCGAGCUUGCAACCCCUUCACAUUGGUUCAAUCAAAUCGAAUCUUGGGCACAGCGAGCCAUCGAGCGGUAUUGCUGGAAUCAUGAAAGCCGUACUCGCUAUAGAAAACGGCAUGAUUCCACCAACCAUUGGUAUCAAAAAACUAAAUCCUAACAUCGAUUUCAAAGAUGGAAAGUUGCGUGUUGUCACAGAAAGUACUCCCUGGCCCAACCUCCCUCUUCGCAGAGCGAGUGUGAACAGCUUUGGAUAUGGAGGCGCAAAUGCCCAUGCAAUUCUCGAAUCUGUAGAUAGUGUCUUGCCCGGAUACAGAAAGGCGACACAAGCAGACUCAAAAACCGACCUCUUGAAAGACCAUCUCAACAACGGCUACAGAAAUGGCAACAGUAAUGGUUAUAGCAUUGGUCACAACUCUACCAGAACUUGGUACCUGUUACCUUUCUCGGCCCACGAUGAGAAAACUCUUCAUGGGAAUAUUAGCAAUCUUGCCCAAGCCCCUUUCACAUGGGACCUAGGCGACGUCGCAUAUACAUUGAGCGCACGUCGCUCUGUUCUAUCGCAUCGCGCAUUUUCCGUUGCGGAGAAGAGUAGCGUACAAGAGUGUAUUGAAGGAGCACACACCACAGCAGUCAAAAAGUUAGGGUUAUCGGUACCUACUGUCGCUUUCAUAUUCACUGGACAAGGCGCACAGUGGCCUCAAAUGGGUCUCGCUCUCAUGGAAGAAUUCCCUACAUUCCUUGAUACAAUCCGUGCUCUUGAUAAGGACCUUGAUGAGCUGAAUGAUGGGAGACAAUGGUUGAUAGAAGACGUACUUCGUCAAUCCGCUAAAAUAAGCAAGAUUCACAACGCUCAAAUCUCCCAACCAGUCGUCACAGCUGUGCAGCUGGCUCUUGUCGAUAUUUUGACCUCGUGGGGUAUUUUACCUGCGGCAGUUGUGGGUCACUCAUCGGGCGAAAUUGCUGCAAGCUACGCUGCUCACCUCAGCUCCAGAAGAGAUUGUAUAGUGGCUGCGUAUCUUAGAGGCAAAGCAGUUAGCCACAAUGCAGCGAAAGGUUCAAUGCUUGCUGUUGGUCUAGGAUCAAGAGAUGCAGAACGAUACAUCAAGUCCUUUCAGAGCCACAUUGUUCAGGCCUGUCACAAUUCUCCGAACAGCGUCACCCUGAGUGGCGAUUCCGACUCUAUUCACGAAGUCAAGAAAGACUUAGACGCAGAUGGUGUUUUCGCAAGGAUCUUGUCCACAGGUGGGAACGCUUACCAUUCUCACCACAUGAAGGCUCUAGGCCAGGAGUACGAGCAAUCCAUGCAUUCUUUCCUUGGAUCUGUUCCUCAUGAUCACGUAAUGAGUCCCCUACGGAAGGAACAUGGCGCAACGAACGUUCACGAUGUUGCAUUUUUCUCCUCUGUCUAUGGGGCUUUGAAUCCUGGCGGUUCACUAGGCCCCGCAUAUUGGAGAUCCAACCUUGAGUCUCCCGUUCUAUUCGACGAGGCUGUCACCGCGAUGUUAGGCUCCAUAGACAUCGAUAUUGUCGCCGAGAUUGGCCCCCACAGCGCGCUUCAAGGUCCUCUUCGCCAGAUAUUCCAGGCAGCAGGUUUGGAUAAGAUUCCGGAUUACAUUCCUGCCAUGAAAAGAAAUUCUGAUGGUGCUAUCGAUCUCCUCACAUUGGCCGGCAAUAUGUUCACGAAGGGCGUGAACGUGGAUCUUGCCAAUGUCAAUGCCACUCCCUCAGCAACGGGUGAUGGGAGCCUAGUAUAUGGAAAGGUCGUCACUGAUCUGCCACAUUACAAAUGGCAAUACUCUGAUGAAUCAAUCAUUUUGGAGAAUCGUUACACUAGAGAGUGGCGCUUAAGACAGCAUCCGCGACACGACUUGCUCGGAAGUCGAAUUCCAGGAGGAUCACGAGAUGAGCCAACGUGGCGAAAUAUCCUACGAAGCAAGACUUUGCCGUGGCUCAGUGAUCAUCGUCUUGGCAAUGAUAUGGUUCUGCCAUCAGCAGCGUACUUAUCAAUGGCUCUCGAAGCUGCAAUGCAGUGUAUUGAGAUCGAUGGGAGAGUACCAGAAACCAUUGAUAGUUUUGAGUUUCGUGACGUGACGCUCCAGAACGCUUUUAUCAUUCCCGAAGACGAUGCUGGCAUAGAAAUGCUCUUCACUUUACGCCCAGCAGCGCUAAACUCGACGUUGAGAUACGAAUCGAGAUAUGAUUUCAGACUCACUUCCGUCGCACGCGAAAGUGGAAAAGAUGUGUUUGUAACGCACUGCACAGGCAGUGUGGAGGUAUCGUUUGAUCCUAGAGAGCAUAAAACGAGUCACCUACUCAGCGAAUUCAAAGCCUCUUCGUCCCUACACAAAGAUGUAUCUGUCUCUCGGUGGUAUGAACAGUUCACACGAGUUGGACUUUGCUAUGGCCCAACAUUCCGAGGCCUAUCAAAGAUACAUGCAGUGGGCUCCACGAACAUGGCCGCUGCAACAAUCAAUCCCCACCCUACCUCCAACUUGAUGAAGAAUGAAUCACGGUAUAUCAUUCAUCCAGCCGCCUUGGAUGCUGCGUUGCAGCUUCUCAUAUUAGCCUCCCACAAAAACACCCCUCACACAUUCAAAAAGGCUUAUAUGCCAGUGGGAUUCGAGACUAUUUUUGUCUGGCCACGAAAUUCAAUUCUUGCAAAUGGGAUGACAAACAUGAUCGCGAAGGGAAAUCUGAAAGGAGUGCGGGGACUCUCCGCAGAUUUGACGAUUUGUGGAUCUGAUGACUUGCCAUUUUUGAACGCCAGAAAUGUCUUCUUCAUUGCAUCAGAUCAGACUCCUCACGUCAUAGACAACAGAAACGGACCCUACACGAGGAUGAUAUGGAAGCCCGAGUUCUCUCAGCUCGAUGAUUCGAAAAUUGCCAGUCUUCAUCCACCUGUCACUCUUGAUGACAAUGCUAUCAUACCAUCUCUCAACAGCCUCGCGCUACAUCAGCUCAUUCAUUUCAAGGCCACAAAUGCAUCUAUUUUCGAGAAUGGUUCCCAAGUUCCCCACCUCCAACGCCUCCUUGACUGGACUGAGCAAAAGCUACUCCUGGCAGUAAAAAACUCAUUCUCACCAGCCAAACAAAUUUUCAACUACAGCGACGCAGAACGAGAAGCCGAGAUUAAUCGACGGGCUGCCUUAUUAAACCCGGUGUCCUCUGAAUCACGCCUCAUGUGUCACUUGUAUGCCAACCUCCCGGCAAUCUACAAUGGCGAAAAGACGGGCAUCCAAGUUGCCCUCCAGGAUAAUCUGCUCAUCGAGAACUACGAAUAUGGUCAAGUCUACAAGGAAGGCAAUCGACGACUCGCACGAGUAAUUGACUUGCUUGCUCAUGAAAAACCAGGACUCCGCAUUCUGGAAAUCGGAGCUGGAACUGGUAGUGCAACUAAAGAGAUCUUGCCAGCUCUUUCGGGCCACACGCUCUGGCGACGGUACGAAGAAUAUCGGUUCACAGACACUACACCCUCGUUCCUAGCUGAUGCCGAGGCCAAACUCAGUAAGUAUCUCGGAUUGACUUACGGUGUCUUCGAUAUGGAGAAACCUGCCGACGCCCAAGGGUACCAAGCGGAAUGGGAUCUGGUCAUUGCCUCGAACGUCGUUCAUGCGACUUCGAACAUUAGGAACACUCUCAUGAAUGUUCGCAGUGCUUUGAAACCCGGCGGCCGCAUGAUUCUCCUCGAGCUGACGCAAUCGCAAUUGAGUGCUGGUCUGGUUCUAGGGACAUUCUCUGAUUUCUGGAAGGGAGAUCUUGACCCAGAAUUUCCACGCCGGGAUGGACCAUUCCUGGGCAAGGACAUGUGGCGCUCUGUCUUGCCACAGGCUGGGUUUAGUGGCCUUGACUUCCAUCUGGAUGAUUAUGCCGGUGACAAUAUAUCUGCAACUGUCAUCUGUGCAACAGCUAUUCAAGUGAAAGAACGAGUUGAUAGUGGAGUUGAUUACAGUCAGUUAGGGAUGACAUUGAUCCACCGUGAUCAGCCGACCAAGUUUGUCCUCGGUAUGGCAGACUACCUCACAUCGCUUGGCUUUACGAUAGAAAUAAUCUCCAUUUCUAGCAUGAAAAGCAUCCCGCAUACUCGAAUUCUCUUCUUGCUUGAGGUCGAAUCUCCUUUCUUCACCGACGCUACUCCGGCUGAGUUCGCAGGUUUCCAGAAAUAUGUGCAGUCAGCUCAAUCAGCAUUGUGGAUUUCUGCUGGCAACCUGUUAGAUGGACGAGAGCCUGCCUUUGCCAUGAUUUCAGGAGUCGUCCGUGGACUACGAACUGAGAUGAGCCAACUUCGCUUGGGGACCCUUGACUUGGAAAAUAAACCCUCAACCGCAGAUGUCUCGAUCUUCAAGGACAUUGCUGAAGCAGAAUCACGGCUUGCCAAUGGCUCGGUUACAGAGGACAGCGAGUUCAGGAUGAAGAAUGGUCUUCUCUACAUUAGCCGACUUGUUGCUGAUGAUGCACUCAACACGCAAUCCAGAGAUAUCACAGAACAGACCUUGUCGACACAAGAAAAAUCAUUGAGAGAAUUGAGAUCAACACCUAUACGGGUAGAUAUCGACAAACCUGGUGUACUGAGUACAUUAUACUUCCGUGAAGAUGAAGAAUUCUCUCACCCUCUGCCAGAUGACUGCGUUGAAAUCGAGACUCGGUUUGCCGGCGUGAACAACAAAGAUAUCGCUGUCGUCACCGGACGCCAUCAUUCAAAUACAUUCAGCGACGAGUGUGCAGGACGCAUCACCAAGGUCGGAUCCUCCGUCACCCAGUUUGAACCUGGAGAUGAAGUGUAUUGCCAGUCCUUUGCUAAAUUCGGAAACUUCGUUAGAGACAAAGCAUCGUUCUGCCAGAAAAUCCAUCCACAAGAUUCAUUUGCCGAUUCCGUCACCAUGCCCAUUGCCUUCUGCACCGCCAUCUAUGGUCUCAUGGAGCUGGGAAGGUUGCAAAAGGGAGAGUCUGUUCUCAUCCAAUCCGCAACGGGAGCAGUAGGACUCGCAGCUGUGCAGAUAGCGCGCAUGUGUGAAGCUGAAAUAUUUGUUACGGUGGGAACACCUGAGAAGAAGUCUGCUCUCCUUUCAAUGGAUUACGGAAUUGCUGAGGAUCAUAUUUUUGGCUCGCGCGACCUUGCAUCCGCCUCUGCGGUUCUCGAAGCAACAAAUGGCCGGGGAGUUGAUGUCAUUCUCUGCAGUGCACGCGGUCAGUUAAUGCACGAGUAUUGGACCUGCAUUGCUCCAUGUGGACGCUUCAUUGAAAUUGGGCGGACGGAAGUUCUGGAUAGUGGGAAACUCAACCUCGAUGUCUUUCGGCGCAAUGCUCUCUUUGCUUCUUUUGAUCUUGAGGUACUGAGCAAAGAUAGCCCAGCUACAAUAGCACGUCUCAUGAGCAAGAUUCAUGAAUUUCGGUCACUAGGACACAUCAGGCCCCUGCCUUUCUACACAUUCCAUGUUGCAGAGAUAGAUAAAGCCUUGGCAACAUUCAGCAAAGGAAAUCAUAUUGGCAAAAUCAUCCUCUCGUACGAACACGAGCCCGAGAUGGGGAUCAAGUUCCGGAAAAGCCCGUUCCACGCUUCGUUCGAUCCAGAGGCCACCUAUCUUUUGGUUGGUUGCCUUGGAGGACUGGGCAGAUCUUUCAGCGAUUGGGCAGUUUCACGGGGUGCCCGAAAACUGACCUAUCUAUCCCGGAGCGGUGCGAAUACCGCUGAGGCCCAGCGGUUCCUUGAGAGCCUUCGUUUGCGCGGGGUAACUACCAAUAUCAUACAGGGCGAUGUUUCUCGACUCGAAGAUGUUGAAGCUGCUGUGGCUGCUUGUAUAUCUCCGAUCAAGGGCGUGGUUCAAGGAGCGUUGACACUUCACGACGGUCUGUUUGAAUCAAUGUCUCUGGAUCAGUUCAAUGCUACCUUGAACUCCAGAGUUCACGGCACCGUGAACCUCCAUCGGGCGCUCCUCAACUCUCCACUUGACUUCUUCCAGAUGUGGAGCUCUUGGACCGUGAUGUUCGGCACCGCAACGCAAAGCAAUUAUCUCGCUUCGAAUGCUUUUAUGGAUGCCUUUGCUCGAUAUCGUCAAAAACUCGGUCUUCCUGCUACAUCUUUGAGUUUAAGUCAAGUGUUAGGCGUUGGAAUCGUGAGUUAUAUGCCAGAAUAUCAACAAGCGAUGAUUAGAAAUGGCUUCUAUGGUAAUAAUGAGGAUGAGUUCCUUCAAUACUGCCAAGCCGGAGUGUGUUCUCCACCUUCUCCUUCACAAGACAUCUUCACAUACGACCCAGAGUCACAAGGUCAUCUCCUCGUCGGAAUUGAGCCCGCAGGUCUGGACACGGUCGACAAGACCUAUCCACUGCAAGAUAUGGUCUGGGCUUCUGACCCCCGCUUUUCCCUCCUCAUCCACGCAACACGGAUGCUCUCUGUUGCGACAUCAGAGACCAAGGCAUUGGAUGAAUCGGAGAACGGCACUGUUGCUGAACAAGUCAGGCUUCGGAUCUCACGACUGUUGUAUGUUCCAGUCGAGGACGUCGACACUGGUACACCGAUCAAUGCUUAUGGCAUUGAUAGUAUGGUAGCGGCAGAGCUGCGGAAUUGGCUGUUCACGCGCUUUGGAAAGGAUGUUUCUUUAUUGAACUUACUUGGUGCGACGAUGACGAUUGAUAAGUUGGCUGAAACACUCGGCUCCGAGGGGGAGAAGUGAUGGUCUUUUUCGUGGAUUUUUUUCCAUCUCACUUAUUCAUUCUGUACGCCUGAUUUUUUCGCAUGGUUUCGAUAGCUAAGACAGUCACAACGAGAUCUUUCCUCCUGCUUUCUCUCUUAUACAGUGCC